AUGACUGAGACAAGUGUUACUUCAAGUGGGGGUGAGGGAGGCAAGACGGACAAAGACCAGCAGCAUGGUGCACCGCCCGGUAUUCUUGUCUCUCAAACCUCUUCUGCCCUCUUCUCUGCUGCGUUGCGUGAUGCAGCCCGUUCUACUCUUGGUAAUGAAGGUUUCUCCAUUCAUUCUCCUGCCUUAGAAAAUCUUUUUUUCAUUGGCACUAAUGGAUCGAAGCUUGGUGUCAGCCUUUCUGGCUUCAGCUCUGCAUGGAAUCUACCUCCUCAUCACGAGGCUUAUUAUGAUGCUACGUUGUGGAAUGCCAUUAAGCCUAAGACCGGAACUGUCAGUCCACGUUUCACGUAUGAGCGCUUUACGCGAACAUUGUCUCUAUCCCUUUCGGAGUGUGUUGGAAACACUGCUCCGAUUCGUCUAUAUGCUUACUGUGGGUUUCUGCCAAGACCUAUUGCCGACACCAUCAAGACUGCCCUUCUCUCCAAAGUUUCUCCCGAUGGAACUGCAGUGGAUGGUAACUCUGAUGUUCUGGUGUGGCGUCAAAUUCAGAAGAUCACCUUUAAGCCCAAAGAUGAGAUUCCAGCAGAUGAACUCCGCGUCCUUUACCAACGUUAUGUUGAUAGUUGCCAAGGUAUCCUCAACAAGGCUGAUGCUCAACUCAAGGAAGUCCAAGAACUCGAGUUGCCUAAUCUUAGGCAUCCUCUUAACCUUUUGAAGCAAUGGGCAUCUCUACCACAAGCUAUCGAGCAUGGCGAUAGUCUGGUUCGUACGCUCGAGCGAGAGAGGCGCAUCCAGUCUAGGUUGGCAUCCCAUCCAUCUGGUGUGAUCCUUACCUGGGCGACGAGGCGUCUGCUCUACGGUGCUCUCCUCCGUGCGACUCCUCUCUUUCAUGAUUCUGAUAUUGGUUUUGCUGAGUUUAUUGAUACCCUUGAGCACUCGGCACAGGGUGACCCUGAUACCUUUCUUACAGCCUUAUCGAAGCUGGCUAAACGUGGUGGUUACUGCUCUAUUGACAAGUUUCUCAAGUUGAAGGGCCGUCAACAGCAGCGUACGGCAAGCAGUCAUCCUCCACUCCAAGGAAGAAAAAGGUCUUGGUUUGAUACGAAGAAGCCGACUAGUUCUGCUCGUUCCUGGUUUGCUCCUCAACCCCAAGGACCUCGUUCGUAUUUUGGAUCGGCAUCCUCCUCGACUGACAUCAAGAAGCAGACUGAUGUUCGCCAAACUCCUCCUCCUCCUCCUGCAAAGCGACAGCUCACCUCGACAUUGGGUUCCCGUCAACCUUCUAAGAAGCCAGUCACCUGCUACAGGUGUGGACGUGAAGGGCAUUUUGCCUAUGCUUGCCCUUCUAGGAAAGACAGUAAGAGUGACUCCUCUGUCGAAUUGACUCCUCGUCCGAAUGUCAAUAAAUUGAGCGCGAAAGGUGUGACUCCUUCUACUGCUGUUUCCUUGCAGAUCACUCAUUCCCUUCUAACAAGUCAUCUGCGAGUACUAGCGGAGCAACCCAACUGCGAAGAUGAAGUUGUUAGGGUUGCUUUCGAUACUAUGAGCUCCGUAAACUUGUUAACUGUCUCACUGGCCCAGCGAUUGGGUUGUUCAAUCAUAAGUGAUGAGACUAGACUGACCUCCCUGGGUAAUCAGUCCAGCCCUGGGAAGGCGACAAAUGUGCGUUUUUUCAUUGUUGACAAGGGAAUUGUCAAACUGCACUGUUUGGUGGUAGAUGACGAUGCCUUACAGCGAUCCUGUGAUUGUGAAGCUCUCGUUGGUUUUCGUGAUCUAGAACGAAUAGGUGUCCAAGUUUCCACUCCUCGUUCUGUUCAUGCUCCAGCUCCAACGGACGCUCCUUGGUCUCUUCUGGAAUCUACUGCUGUCGAUUACCUCCACUCCAAGCUCAACCAGUGGUGCCCUCUUGUCGGUGCUCCUCUUUUCUCUAGCCGCCUCCGACCUCUAUCGUCCACCGAUCAUGCGACAUCGACUAGUGCUGCCUCUGGAAGAGUACAUGAUUUCUCCCCUGGACUUCUCGCUAAGCUGUCGACCGAAGCCCAAAUCCUCUCUGAAGUCGACAAGGGUGCGACCCUGCAGUGA
Messenger RNA from Perkinsus marinus ATCC 50983, 2082 nucleotides. RefSeq lists its product as hypothetical. The transcript has 4 exons. Gene Ontology annotation, molecular function: zinc ion binding; nucleic acid binding. NCBI's taxonomy places the organism in Eukaryota, Perkinsozoa, Perkinsida, Perkinsidae. Bases 1 to 2082 code for a protein of 693 amino acids. The record is from RefSeq and is a predicted model, not a curated record.